Anopheles bellator is the source of this 456-nucleotide messenger RNA. RefSeq lists its product as uncharacterized. Bases 51 to 380 code for a protein of 109 amino acids. Lineage: Eukaryota; Metazoa; Arthropoda; Insecta; Diptera; Culicidae. Gene Ontology annotation, cellular component: mitochondrion. The transcript has 2 exons. The record is from RefSeq and is a predicted model, not a curated record.
UGUCAUUCGCCGAUCAAGUUUACCCCGAAACAAAAGUUUUGGCUAACAAAAUGGGACUGGAUGCUGGCCAGCAGGAAAAGGCCGCUCGGCGGGCAGCCCUACGCAAUGAGUACUGGCGCACGAUGACCAAUCCGCACAAUCAUCUGCGCGGCGAAUGUGGUGGAGUGUUCGAUACGGGUCUGGCGCGUUUCCAAGCGAUGCGUGUAAGCCACUAUGAACACUUCAAACCUACCGGCCGGUCGUUCCGGAUUGGGCUGUUCACCGUCGUCAUACCGAUCAUUGUGUACGCCAAGAUGAUGAAGUACGAGCGCGAUCAGCGAGAACACAAGUAUCGCACCGGCCAAGUGUCCUACGCUGACCGCCGCUUCAAGUUUAUCUAGACACGUGCGUGCGAGUGAGAGCGCAGUUAGCCCAAACGGGAAAUAAAUUGUGAAUAAUUGGAUAGAACGUGUUAAA